Molecule: messenger RNA, 4907 nt
Organism: Perca fluviatilis (European perch)
Lineage: Eukaryota; Metazoa; Chordata; Actinopteri; Perciformes; Percidae
Exons: 25
Coding region: 333-3929 (1198 amino acids)
Biological process (GO): innate immune response; inflammatory response; regulation of apoptotic process
Molecular function (GO): protein binding
Source: RefSeq, a predicted model, not a curated record
CGCUCUCUGUCGGCCGUCUGGCAAUACCGUAGAUACACCCCUCCAUGCAUGAUGAAACCUCUUCCAUGCAGCAAUAAAACUGUUAAACUCGUUAAUGGUUAAUCCCGAGUACAACGCAACCACAGAGGAGGGCGGGAGGGAAGAACUAUUCGAGGGUGUAGCCAAAGCCCGUCUACGUCUUAUUAGAAAGGAGCAUACUUCGACUCGAGUCCACCUAAACUAAAUGGUUUUCCGCUAUCACAACAUUUGGACGGACUUCACUUAUGACAGCUGAAGCUAAGCUGUUUUAAAGCGCUGCGAGACCCUCGGUUGGAGCAACUGGUGUAAAUACCAUGGCAGACGAAAAGCACUUUGUGGAUAAACAUAGAAUCAAGCUGAUCGAGAAAGUGAGCAACAUUCCAGCCAUUUUGGAUGAGCUCCUUCGUGAAAAUGUCAUCCAACAAGAGACGUAUGAUAAAAUCAGAGCUCUGCCUACCUCUCAGGACAAGAUAAGGGAGCUCUUUAGUGGGCCUUUGGAAGCCAGUGGAGUUCAAGGAAAAGAGAUGUUCUACAAAAUCCUGAAUAAACAUGAGUCAUAUCUAAUCAAUGACCUCAAGACAACAGAAGUGCCAGUAGAACCAAUGAUGGCUAAGAAGCUGCUUUUUGAAACAUUGAAUGAUUUGAGUUCAGAGGAGCUUCACACAUUCAAGUCACUCUUUGAAUCGGAGAAAGGUUUCCCACUCUCACCAAGGAGUCUACAGGACACAGUGGAGCUGAUGGUGGAGACGUACAGCCAUGAGUGUGUGGAGUUGACCAAAAAGGUUUUAAAGACGAUGAACAGGACUGAUCUGGUGCAGAGAUUAUCAGACAUCAGCUCAGGGACCAAAGAGAAACAGCAGCCUUCACUGAUCCAGAGAGUGGAAACGAUGACGUCUGUUAUAGAGCUGCUUUUGGAAACACUGAAAGAGUUGAGACACAGAGAGCUCCAGAAGUUUAAGAAGGUCCUUGUGAAUCAAACUGACUUCCACAGAUAUUUCUCAGACACCCCAUCGAUGCAGCGGGGGUCAACAGACAGACAGGCCGUAGUGUUUUUACUGGUGGAGAUCUACGGCCAACAGUCUGUGGAGAAGACCAAGGAGGUUUUAAAGAAUAUGGAGAGGACUGAUCUGGUGCAGAAGUUGUCACACAGCAGCUCAGCACCCAAAAAAAAACACUCUGUGGAUGAAUACCUGUCUGCACUGAUCCACAAAGUGGCAACAAUGAGUGCUGUUAAAGAGCUGCUCUUGGAAACGCUCAGAGGUUUGAGUUCCGAGGAGCUAGAGAAAUUCAAGUGGUUGCUGCAGUUAACGUUCUUCCAGAGGAGAGUUCCAAAAUACUCAUCGAGACAACUGCAGUGGACUGACACGGCAGACAAACUGGUGGAUGUAAUGCUGGAGAUCUAUGGUCAACAGGCUGUGGAGAUGACCAGGGAGGUUUUAAUGGAGAUGAAGAGGACUGAUCUGGUGCAGAUGUUGUCAGAGACCAUCUCAGGAACCAAAGCUGCAGGAUCAUCAGCUGAGGAAUUGGGUGUGAGUACCACAGAGAAAGAGAAAGACUUUGUAGAUGAACACUGUCCUGCAUUGAUCCCGAAGGUGGAAACGAUGGCAUCUGUUAUAGAGCUGCUUUUGGAAACACUGAAAGAGUUGAGAGACGGAGAGCUCCAGAAGUUCAUGAUGCUCCUCGUGAGUCAAACUGACUUCCGUAGACAUUUCUCAGUCCCCCUAUGGAUGCUGCUGGAGUCAACAGACAAGCAGUCCAUAGUGUUUUCAGUGGUGCUGAUCUGUGGCCAACAGUCUGUGGAGAAGACGAAGGAGGUUUUAAUGGAGAUGAAGAGGACUGAUCUGGUGCAGAAGUUGUCAGACAGCAGCUCAGCACCCAAAAAGAAACACUCAGAUGAACACCGACCUGCACUGAUCCAGAGAGUCGCAACAAAAGCAGCUGUUAAACAGCUGCUUUUGGAAACUCUGAAUGAUUUGAAUAACGAGGAGCUCUGGGAAUUCAAGCAGUCCCUGAAGUGGAUUUCCUUCCAGAAGAACCUCCCAGACAUCUCAUGGAUGUUGAGUGACCCAGAAUACAGAGCAGAGAUAGUGGAUCUGAUGUUGGAGAUUUACGGCCAGCAGUCUGUGGAGAUGAUCAGGGAUGUGUUCAUGAAAAUGAACCGGACUGAUCUGGUGCAGAGGCUGUCAAAGCCCAGCUCAGGACUCAAAGAGAAACACUCUGUGGAUGAACAUGGACCUGCACUGUCAAAGAGAGCAGCAGCAAUGGCAGCUAUGAAACAGGUUCUUUUGGAAACACUGAAGGAUUUAAGUAACAAGCAGCUCCGGAAAUUCAAGUGGUUGCUGCAGUUCACGCUGUUCCAGAAGAGCCUUCCACUAAUCUCAUGGAGCCUACUGGAUUGGGAAGACACAGGCAAACUUGUGGAUCGGAUGUUAAAGACCUGUGGCCAGCAGUCUGUGGAGGUGACCAGGGAGGUUUUAAUGGACAUGAACAGGAGAGAUCUGUUGCGGAGGCUGUCAGAAACCAUGGAGGAGGUUGGAAGGAAGAGGUCUAUUGAAAGCCAAGUCACCGUGAUGGAGGGGCCAGGUUUGCCAUCGUCAGUCAUCAGCUCAGGACUCAAAAGGCCUUCAGAAAUCUUGAAGCUUAUGGGUGGCACUAGGGUAUACAACAUGCAGGCACAGGGAGCCACUGGAGAGGCACUGAACUGGGAUCCACUGGGGAGGGACUCUACCCCUGGCAUAGAUGAUUGUCCUCUACAUGACUGGACUAAACUUGAACCUGAAGUAAACAGUCCAGAUGCAGAUGAGGCUCCAACUUACAACCUACACUCUGAAGCAGGGAACUUUGAAUGCAGUGUCUCUGGCUUGCGCUGGGUCUGUAAGGAGAAGGUCAGCUUUAAGUACCAGUUUUGCUCUUGGGAGGGAAUUAUGGAAAGGAUGGAAAGCCUACAAUACAUGCCUGCAGGUCCCCUUAUGGACAUCACAGUCAUUGCUGGGAAGUUAGAUGAAGCGUACCUGCCGCACUGGAUCUGCAUAGAUGACAACCCUAAAAUAUUAGACAAGUUUGCAGUCCUACACAUAGGUGACUGUGGAGAUGUUGUGGAAAAAGUGUCUGAAGUCACAUCGUCCCAUGUCAAGCUGUCUGAACCCUUUUUCUCUCCAAGAGCGGCUCUGAUGAAAAUGGGCUUGCCUGUGAAAAUAGGCUGUCAAGUGUUAAUAUACUACAUAUCCAAAUCAUCAUUCCUCAGACUGCAUGUUUACCUGAUCCCACAUGAUCAUGGUCUACAACAGACAGUGGACAAAAAGAAGGAGAAACAAGGAUACAAAAGAAUCGAAAAGCCACGCCCAGACAAGUACCUGAAAAUGCAGCAGGGUUUCAAACUCGCAGCAACCAUAAACAUGGCAAAAAUUCUCCCAGAGAAAAUAACCCUCAGAUACGAUAGCCAAGAUCCAAAUUUCUAUGAAGUGAACAUUGAGAAUCCAGACACAAACUUCCAGCUUACACUCUCACCCUUUAACAACAAGAAGGGUGAACCACAGUGUGAACCAGUAUGGAUCUGUGAAAUUCAAAAAGUUGACUAUCAAAACUCUGCCGAUUCACAAGCUGCAACACCCUCAGCUGGAGCAACUGGUGUGAAUACCGGGGCCGACGGCAAACACUUUGUGGAUAAACAUAGAAUCAAGCUGAUCGAGAGAGUGAGCAACAUUGCAAUCAUUUUGGAUGAGCUCCUCUACAAGGAUGUCAUCCAACAAGAGACGUAUAAUAAAAUCAGGGUUCUGCCUACCUCUCAGGAGAAGAUGAGGGAGCUCUACUCUGGUCCCCUGAAUGCCGCUGGAGACUGCAAAGAUAUCUUCUACAAAAUCAUUGAGGAAAAGGAGCGAUAUCUAGUUGAUGAGCUCAAAAAAAAGGAGUGACUGUUAUAAUGAAAUCCAUUUUUUGACCAAACAUACCAUCUACCUGAACAAUGUUUUUAUACAAUAACAAUGGGGCAUUAAUAAUGUAAUGCUAUGUCUCUGUGGGGGCUUUCUAAAAAGUUGUGUCCACUGUAUGUUUAAUCAGAGCUCUUGCCCUUAAUUUUACUCUUAAGCUGGUAAGAAAUAAUUUUUAAUGACAUAUCUUAUGUAAAAUUUAUCAUUUGCAGAAUCAGAUUCUGCAAAUAUUUAUCAGACAAUCAUGUAAGAAAUUAAUUAAUGUUCUCACCAGACAUCAAAUGAGAGUAUGUAAUGAGUCUGUUUUAUAACAUAAUCAUUUUAUGUAAAUGAAAACAUGCUAGAUCAUAAAUAAUUAUCCAUAAGUUUUGCAUGUAAAGCCCAUUUGACCUUUCAUAUAUGCCAACAUAUGUUUUAUCUUUUUUAAUCACCUUUAUUAUGCCCAAUAGGAAUAACUUUACUUUACUAAAAUGUUUUGAACAAGAUAUUUUGAAAUUUGUGAUUGAGUGUCUUAAAACUAUGGUGACAAUAUACUGAUCUAGGCUAAUAGUGUUCAAAUGCGUGCCCAUCAUUCCCUCCAGCUUUUAAAAAACAUAGUAGAUCUUAACAUCUAUUUAGUUCUGUAAUUGUUCAGAGGGAUCCGUACUGAUAUGUUUCACAACUUUGUGCUUAAUGAGCCUAACCCUUUCUCAAAACCUUUUCUUCACACAUGCAAAUAAGAACGAAUGUUUCCUGCAAACGCCGUCCUCAAUUUCUAUGGUUGAACUGUAUUGAAAGCUGUUCCUUCUCGUUCUCUGACAUUGUGAUGAAGAACUGUGCUGCCUACGGGAUCUCUGAAAUGUUAUGAAUGUUAAUGUGAGGAGAGGCAUGAAAACACUUGUAUCUUUCCUCUUGUCUGACAGCAACUGCGGUGAGUUUGCUGUUCUCAGCAUUUUACUCAUAAAAUAUCUGUAUCUAUCUUUA